AUGAGGGCAGGCGUUUUAUCUGCGCUGGUUAGUUUGUUUGCAUUUACUGGCCUGGGCAGCACUUCAACUCUUGACGCGAGUCUUGCUGAAUGCGCGGUUUGUGAUAAGUUCACCUUAUUGACUGUCCCAGCUUCGUUGCGAUAUCUCGACCAAACAUGCGAGCGACCACUACGAGAUCGACGGAAUGACGCCUGGCCUUACCUUUCCAUACACAUUCUUUGCAUCCUUUGUGCAGUCAUUCGCGUUUACACAAAAUUAUUCAUUGUCCGAAAGAUUUCGCCCGAAGAUUGGCUUUCAUUUACUUCUCUGGUUAUUUACAUCAUAUACUUUGGCAUUGGACACCAUGCGUUGAUGUCGGCAUUUGGGCAGGAUAUUUGGUGGGUCAACGCCGAUGAUCUAUCCCAUGCACUCAAGCUCUUCUGGAUUGACUGCCCUGUCUACACUCUACUUCUCGGAAUGACUAAAGUCACAAUAAUCCUGUUCUAUAUUCGUCUGUGCCACGUUUAUACCUUGUUCUGCCAACUAUGCUGGGCAUGCAUUCUCACCGUCAGUCUCAGCACAGGCGUGUUCAUGUCACUGAACAUCUUCCAGUGCACACCAAUACGAUGGAACUGGGAUCGAUUUGGUGGAGAAGAUAUCGACUCUUGGUGCAUGGACUUGAACAAACUGCAAUGGUCAAUCAACAUCACCAAUAUCAUCUUUGAUGUCGUUGUGCUGGUGCUUCCAAUACCGCUCAUAUGGAAAAUGAAAUCAACCUUCCGUCGAAAACUCGGCAUCGUCUUGAUGUUCAGUCUCGGAGUCGUCGUCCUCGUCGCAAGCUGUCUCAAAAUGCGCUACAACGUUCUCUACGGCCAUUCCAACAACAUAACAUGGGACUACAUGGACCUAAUGGUAUGGGCCGGAAUAGAAAGCUCUGUCAGUAUCGCAGCCCCAUGCUUGCCAACAGUUCGACUGUUUCUGCACAAAGUGUUUCCUACAUCAUUUGGGCGGAUAUUCGCAUUUGGGUCGCAUUUUGAAAGGACAUUGGACCAAGAGAUCAAGGCGGAAGAGGAGGAGGUUGUGCAGUGGGUGGCUGACGUUGAGAUGACGAGAAAUUCUGGACUUCGUGUUGCGAGACCGAGGCGAGCGGCGAUAAGUUUGGGGGAAGGGUUUGAGAAUGGAGUGAGGACGAAAGAGAAGAGGGCCAUGACAGAAGCAAGUCGGAUCUUGAAGAGCGUAGAUGAGAUACCGCUGUUUCCGUAGCUAUCCGGUA
This is a messenger RNA of Fusarium oxysporum Fo47, 1252 nucleotides long. RefSeq lists its product as uncharacterized. Bases 1 to 1242 code for a protein of 413 amino acids. The record is from RefSeq and is a predicted model, not a curated record. NCBI's taxonomy places the organism in Eukaryota, Fungi, Ascomycota, Sordariomycetes, Hypocreales, Nectriaceae. The transcript is spliced from 5 exons.